AUGGACCCCAAUGAAACGCCUGCUCUCCACCACUGUUCUGCUGACUCUUCCCCAGCGGAUGAGGCCAGAGUGUCCCAGAAUACAGAGCUUAUUCCUAGGAGACCAGUCAGUCGUUCUCCUACCUGUGCCCGCUGUCGCAACCAUGGGGUCACAGCCCAUCUUAAGGGCCACAAGCGCCUCUGCCUCUUUCAGGCUUGCGAGUGUCACAAAUGUGUCCUCAUCCUGGAACGUCGGAGGGUCAUGGCUGCCCAAGUGGCCUUGCGCAGGCAGCAGGAGGCACAGCUGAAAAGGCACCUGGCUCAGGGACUGAUAAAAGGGGCAACCCCUCUGAAAGCUCCCCUCCGUGUCAAGAAGGGAACGAUUCGGCCAGGGGUCCCUUCUGGAAAGGAGAACAUAGCACCCCAGCCUCAGAGUCCCCAUGGAACAGUCCCACUGGUACUAACGCCACCUGGGAAGGAAAACUAUGGGCCACUGCUACUCAGCCGCCCCCCAGAAGCCUUGCCUUUGCCCUGGACUCCAGUGCCUCCUGGGCCUUGGGGCCCUGGACACUGGCUGCCCCCAGGCCUCUCAAUGCCACCUCCAGUGGUGUGCCGCUUGCUGUGCCAAGAACCUGCUGUACCUCUACAUCCUUUCCCUGGCUUUGACCCUGGCACCUCUCUUCGGCUACCCACUCAUGGGACCCUCCCAACCUGCCCAGGAUCUCGCUCAGGACUCACGGCUCCACUUUCUGGAGAGCCCCAAGGACCCCCUAACCUGCCUCACACAUGUUCAACUCUGAUACUCCAGUCCUGUGGUGCCCCAGACUCUCUUCUGCUACAACCACAGGCCCCUGGAGCCUCCUGCCUGGCCUGGACUUCUGGCCCCUCAGAGCGGCAGCUGCAGCGGGAGGCAGCUGAGGCCCUUGUAGGUCUGAAAGACUCAUCCCAGGCUCCCCGCCUGACCCCAUCUGUUCCCCCUAACCCUGCCUGGAUCUCUCUUCUCCACCCUUGUGGCCCACCAGCUCCUCCUGGGGGAAGAGGAUUCCAGCCUGUUGGCCCACCUCUCCGGCCUAGUCCAGGUUCCUCUGUCUCUCUGCAUAUUGGACGUCUGGGAUCCAUCUCCCUCCUCAGCUAG
Messenger RNA from Arvicanthis niloticus (Nile rat), 1113 nucleotides. RefSeq names its product DMRT like family C2 (gene Dmrtc2). The record is from RefSeq and is a predicted model, not a curated record. Gene Ontology annotation, cellular component: nucleus. Lineage: Eukaryota; Metazoa; Chordata; Mammalia; Rodentia; Muridae. Gene Ontology annotation, molecular function: sequence-specific DNA binding. Gene Ontology annotation, biological process: regulation of DNA-templated transcription.